Messenger RNA from Dufourea novaeangliae, 746 nucleotides. RefSeq lists its product as uncharacterized. The record is from RefSeq and is a predicted model, not a curated record. Gene Ontology annotation, cellular component: membrane; septate junction. The transcript has 4 exons. Gene Ontology annotation, biological process: septate junction assembly; regulation of tube size, open tracheal system. NCBI's taxonomy places the organism in Eukaryota, Metazoa, Arthropoda, Insecta, Hymenoptera, Halictidae. The coding region runs from base 37 to 741 and encodes 234 amino acids.
UUUAAUUUUCAUAUACAGAAAAACAAAGAAUCGACAAUGUCUGUCGAUAAACAAGAAUAUCACCGUGCGUCAAACGCGAUGGUGUUUGGCGGUAUGAUCACAUAUAUUGCUGGCUUAUUUUUGCUAAUGGCAUUCACAAGUCCGUAUUGGAUCGAGUCGUACCAAGAGACAUUCAAUAGUUUCAAGCACAUGGGACUUUGGGAGUAUUGUUUUGAACAAUUUAGAUAUCCAUAUUAUCAAUUUGAUAAACAAUUUGACGGAUGUCACCACAUUUUCUCAGAGGAAUACUAUGUAAUUCGUGAGUGGCUACUACCAGGAUGGCUAAUGGUAGUGCAGGCAUUUGUCACUCUUGCCCUUCUGCUAUCAUUUUUUGCACAAGUUAUGAUUGCACUGACCCUUAUUCGUUGGCCAUUGAAAUUUGUAUUGAAUUAUGAAUGGCUUCUCUCUGCAUCUGCCUUCUUGUGCUGUGCAGCUGCAGGCACUCUGUUAUUCUUAGCGGUAUCAAUAUUUGGAGGACAAUGUUGGCGCAGGGAUUGGUUAAUGUAUCCAAACUUUAACCACUUGUCCUGGUCGUACGGUUUAGCAGUUGUUUCAUUCAUGUUUCACUGGUUAGCUGCAUUCUUACUUUACCUGGAUGCUAGAGCUGGUCACAGAAUGCGCAAAGAAUCUCACAACUUAGUGAUGCAAAUGCAACCUAAUCCACAGACUCAUCAAGGAUUACAAAGAGGAGGAUACAUAUAACUGAA